AUGAGACACAAUGCAGGGAAACGUCGCUGCUCUGGAACCUUACCUGACAAUAUAACACCAGAGAAGAGGGCGAAAUAUGACAUAUCCCAGCCAGAAACAGGCUUUUCGACUUCCGAAGUUGAGAACAAAGGCGACUUGAGGAAGAAACGCCUCAGAAAACGAACCAAAGGACUGCGAGAGUUAUUAAAGAACAAGAUUGAGAUCGCUCUGAGGAAAUCAUCUUCACCUUUGAGCCAUUUAUUCACUUCCCAAGAUGAAGCUGGAACACCGCAAGCACCUUUUGUCGAAGUAAUCAAAGAGAUUGGUUUGAAAAAUGAUCAAUGGUUAAAGGCCGCUUCACUACCUGCUAGAACUAUAGAGAGUAUUUCGAAAAUUACGAACAUGUUCUCUAUCGAAAAAAGCCGGGAAAACACAUUGAUGGUAAAGUACCGGCCUACCUCAUUGAACAUCGAGGACUGCACAGUUUAUUUGGUUGGUAUUCUCUAA
Molecule: messenger RNA, 486 nt
Organism: Strongylus vulgaris
Lineage: Eukaryota; Metazoa; Nematoda; Chromadorea; Rhabditida; Strongylidae
Source: the annotation of a GenBank genome assembly